Zychaea mexicana is the source of this 1326-nucleotide messenger RNA. RefSeq lists its product as uncharacterized. Bases 1 to 1056 code for a protein of 351 amino acids. The record is from RefSeq and is a predicted model, not a curated record. The transcript has 4 exons. Gene Ontology annotation, molecular function: dioxygenase activity. Lineage: Eukaryota; Fungi; Mucoromycota; Mucoromycetes; Mucorales; Lichtheimiaceae.
AUGUCUGCCAUUGUUACUACUUCCCCCGCCGCCGACUCUUUGCUCAAGGAUGUCCAUACAACUGCUGCCGCUUCUUCUGCAAGCAUGGCCACCAAGGAACGCAGCUUUGCUUGUAUUGAUCUCUCGGACUUUGACAACCGCCGAGACGAGAUUGUGGCUGACCUCAUGCGUGCUUGCACCACUGAUGGCUUUUUUUACGUGAUCAACCAUGGUAUUUCGGUUGAGGAUAUCCGUGCCAUGUUCCAAGCUAGCGUUGACUUUUUCGCCCUGCCUGAUGGUAUCAAAGAGAAGUAUCCCAUGGAUGUAUCGCGCAAUGCCGGCUGGGAGAAACUUGCACAGAUUCGACCCUCCACUGGUGUUGCUGAUCUCAAGGAAUCGGCCCAAUUCAGCUUCCAUGGCAUUGAAGAUUUAUGGCCCACCGAUCAAGAUGCACCUGGCUUCCGCACACGCUCAGAAAAAUUCAUGCUACAGUGCCACGACGUCUCUACCAAACUCCUUACAUGCUUGGCCAUUGGCUUAGAUUUCCCUGAGGACUUCUUCACGCGCUGCCAUGAUAUUACCCAACCUGAUAUUCUCAACACGCUUCGUUGCCUGCACUACCAUGACAUUACUGGCCAGAGCUUCCCUCCCGAGUACUGGCGUGCUGGAGCUCACACUGAUUUUGAUACGCUCACGUUGCUAUUCCAGCGCCCUGGUGAGAAUGGAUUGGAAGUCUGCCCUGGUCGGGAGGCUUCCACUGAUUUUGGCCACGGUGAUACUUGGGCUCCUGUUAACCCCAAUGAAGGAGAAAUUGUCUGCAACCUGGGCGACAUGUUGAUGCAUUGGGCCGAUGAUCGUGUCGUAUCCAACUUCCAUCGUGUCAGAGCACCCAAAGUCGGCGAGUACCAAGGACCCCGUUAUUCUAUUGCCUACUUUAACCAGUGCAACAAGUCUGCCAUCAUUCAGGGCUCGACUCGCUACACGGAGCCCGUCACUGCCGGUGAAUUUUUGAGACGAGCCAUCGAACGCAAUUAUAACGCUCUUCAAGCUCUCAAGGCUUCCCAAAACAAUGCUUAAACAACGCGCCCAUGAUCUUUCCCAAAAUCAACCAUAAUACUUCUCCACGUAGUCACAUCUUACCUUUUUUCUCGUACUUUAUUUCUUAUUAUUCAGCUGUUCUUCUUUGUAGAUAUCUUCGCAUUCUCUGUCGUCCAAUCUUUUACAUAUCUUCUGUCAUUGGGGCGGCAGGCACGGUUGCAGCCACUCCGUGUAAAAAAACCUGUAUAUAUAACGCAUCUGCAUACAAAAAAUAAAUUUCCCCUUUUGUCUUUUUGUUUUCCACCCCCU